Messenger RNA from Sorghum bicolor (sorghum), 961 nucleotides. Its product is annotated as reticulon-like protein B9. The record is from RefSeq and is a predicted model, not a curated record. The transcript has 5 exons. Bases 63 to 719 code for a protein of 218 amino acids. Lineage: Eukaryota; Viridiplantae; Streptophyta; Magnoliopsida; Poales; Poaceae.
GCUGCAUGCAUGGGUGACCUCGCUCCUCGACACACAGACAGAAGAAUCAUUUCAAACCGAAAAUGGCAACAGCAGCAGCAAUGAACGGACACUACAGCAGGGCACCCAAGCUCUUCGGCAGGGAAAGAACACUCCACGCUGCCCUCGGUGGACGCAGAGCCGCGGACAUCAUCCUGUGGAGGGACAGGAAGGCGUCGGCGUCCAUCCUCGCGGCGGCGACGGCGGCGUGGGGCCUGUUCGAGGUGGCGGAGUACCAUUUCCUGACGGUGGUGUGCUACGUCGCCAUGAUCGGCAUGCUCGUCUUCUUCAUAUGGACCAACGCUUCUACCUUGUUCAACCUGCCGGUUCCCAGAAUCCCUGAUACUCUGGUGUCGGAGAGGGCGAGCAGGCACGCGGUCCACGACGUGCAUCGCAGGCUGACCAGGUUGGUGGAGACGCUCCACGACAUCGCUUGCGGCAAGGACAUCAAGAUGUUCAUCCUGACGGUGCUGUCGCUGUACAUGGCGUCGGUGAUCGCGGACUGCUUCAGCUCCCUGACGCUGCUCUACCUCGUGGUGCUGGGCACGAUGACGGUGCCUGCGCUGUACGAGCGGUACGAGAGCGAGGUGGACCACCUGGUGGCCAGAGGCGUGCACGACCUGCGGACCCACUUCGCGGACAUGGACUCGGGCGUUCUCAGGAAGAUCCCGAGAGGCACAGGAGCUGCAGCACCCAAGUGAUCACCCCCCAAACAAGAGAUCACGACUGUCUGACUGACUGCCUCGUAGCGUAAAUAUGGUGGUGUACAAUACUAUACUAUAGCACAUGUAGAAGUGGAUUAAGAACGCAUGUCGCUGGUUUUCCCACUGAAAGGUCCCAAAAGAAUAUUAAGGUCACAAUAAUUCAGCUGCACUCAAAAGCAGCUGACUGCAGGUUCAUCGAUCGGAACAACAUGGCCCUGGAAGCUGAUGCUUAUUACGAG